Athene cunicularia (burrowing owl) is the source of this 678-nucleotide messenger RNA. RefSeq names its product enolase superfamily member 1 (gene ENOSF1). Gene Ontology annotation, biological process: carbohydrate catabolic process. Lineage: Eukaryota; Metazoa; Chordata; Aves; Strigiformes; Strigidae. The transcript is spliced from 7 exons. Gene Ontology annotation, molecular function: hydro-lyase activity; magnesium ion binding. The record is from RefSeq and is a predicted model, not a curated record.
AUGUUACAGCACGGAUAUCCGGCUUAUACAAGAUCCUCUGUCUGUCUGGGCCACUCAGAGCAGCAAUUAAAAAAGUGAUCUAUAUCUCGUUCCAAAUACACAUCUAGGUUCAAAGUAAAGGUGGGUGCAGAUCUGCAGAAUGAUAUUUUCAGAUGGAGAAAAAUUCUCCCUUGUAUGCUGGAUGCAAACCAACAAUAGGAAAUAAAAGAAGCAAUAGAAUGGAUCACUAAACCAGCCGAGUUUAAACCCUUGUGGAUUAAGGAGCCAGAUUUUCCAGAUGAGGAUAUGUAUGUCCAGAUGAGACAUGCCACCAUUUCAAAGGCCUUAGCACUAUUAGGAAUUUGUGUGGCAAGCAGAGAACACUGGCUCAACAGAGUGAUAUUUAAACCGCUUCUACAAGCUAAGGCCUUGAGUUAUCUCCAAAUUGACAGCUGAAGGCUGGGAAGUGUUAAUGAAAACUUGUCUGUGCUGCUGAUGGCCAAAAAGUUCCAGAGUAAGAUUCUGCAAAAUGUAGCAGCAAUGAGACAAUCCUUCUCUCCCCACCCUCCAAGCUAUCUCUGUGAAUUAGUCCAGCACUUGAUAUUUUAUUAUAUCCCAGUAUCUGAAAGCCUUCAAAGCAGGUUAGUUAUACAGAUUACUCCAGUAGCAAUUGCCUAUGGUGAUAUUUUUUAUUCUUAA